Messenger RNA from Rotaria sp. Silwood1, 201 nucleotides. NCBI's taxonomy places the organism in Eukaryota, Metazoa, Rotifera, Eurotatoria, Philodinida, Philodinidae. The record is from the annotation of a GenBank genome assembly.
AUGUCUAGUACAUCUGUUAGUUUACGAGAAGCUGACGAAGCUUUACGUGAAGAAAAUUUUAGUCAGGCUCAUGCACUUUAUGAACACAUAUUGGCUGCCUAUGCACAUGAGCUUAAUAAUGAUUCCAGGUCGUCAAUUAUGGCAGCGAUGGCAAAAUGUAGCAAUCAAAUGAAUAACUUUGAUCGUAAGUUUUUCAAUUGA